GGGCCACCGAACAGAGGAUCAUCCUGACGGAGCUGCCAUGGACGCCGGCAAGCCGAACUUCACGGAGAUCUGCGCGAUCCUCUGUAUCGACACCUCGAGCCUCUUCUACAGAGCCUGCUCAAUCUGUGAAAGGACUUUUCCGGAAAAUCCCCCCGCCCCCCGCUGCCACCACUGUGCCGCUCGCAACGCUGCCGCCUCCACCGGUGCUAAGCGCCUCUUCCGCGUCCUUAUGUCUGUAGCAACGGACGAGAAGGUCUUCACGGCAGUAUGCUUCGACAGGACUGCUAGGGUUAUCUUCGGGUGUUCCGCGGACGAGUUCUUCGAAUUUGCCAAGCUUCAUCCGUUUGCCCCUGCUGCAGCAAGUAGGGUCUUGGAGGGAGAGCUGUUCAGGAUGACCCUGUCAACGCCGAAAACUGGGAACGCGCAGCACCUGCGAAUAGCAUCGGUUGUCCCCCUGAGAUCAGAGUAUCAGCCAGUGUUCAAGUGUCUGAGAGAGCGAUACGGCACGAGAAGCCAUUCUUAAAACUUCUGUUAAUAUCAGCAAGAAGACAAUGACAUGGCCCUCAGCUUCAGCUUCUACAUAGUACAUUGUUUCUAAGAGCUUACAUUAUUGCGGUACAUAUCUGUAUCUUCUUCGCUUCAACUUCAGUUCCCCCGACAUCUCGACUAUUGGAUAAGAAUUGAAGUGCUUCCUGAUUA
This is a messenger RNA of Punica granatum (pomegranate), 699 nucleotides long. NCBI's taxonomy places the organism in Eukaryota, Viridiplantae, Streptophyta, Magnoliopsida, Myrtales, Lythraceae. The record is from RefSeq and is a predicted model, not a curated record.